AUGGACGCCAUCCGGAAGCAGCUCGACCAGCUCAUGGGCGCCAACCGCAAUGGCGACGUCCGGGAGGUCAGCCGCAAGUACUACGACCGCGACGUCUGCCGCCUCUUCCUCGCCGGCCUAUGCCCCCACGACCUCUUCCAGCUCACCAAGAUGGACAUGGGUCCGUGCCCUAAGCUGCAUUCCUUGCAGCUCCGCAAGGAAUACGAGGAGGCCAAAGCCAAAGGUAUGGACAACUAUGAUCGUGAAUUGGAAGAAACUAUAGAAAGACUGAUAGUUGAGUGCGAGAGAAAGAUUCAAAGAGCCCUUAAGCGUUUGGAGGAGGAAGACGCCAAGGCAGCUAUUGCAAUUUCUAUCACUGAGGUUACACAGAGUAAAGAGGUACUCGAGUUCUCCAAACAAAUUAAGGAGAAGAUGAAGGAGAUAGACACUUUUGACUUUGAUGGAAACACUGAGGGCAAAAUUCGGGCUACUGAAGAGGUUGAUAAACUCAAGGAACAGAGAGCUGAAGAGCAGGCAAAGCUGCUCCUUGAAGCCUUUAAUAAGGACCGUGUUUUGCUAGUGAAUUCUCUCCAAACUGCUACGCAAUCAACAGCACCUGCUGCUCCAGAUGCUCGUACACAAGAAAUGAUUAAUGAAAAGCUCAAAAAAGCAGAGGAACUAGGUGAGAGUGGGAUGAUUGAUGAAGCACAAAAACUGUUGGAUGAAGCAGAAGCUCUGAAGAAGCUGGGUGCGCGGCCACAGCCUGUUCCUGACUCUGCAAAAAUAUCCACUCACGUUCAAAUUACUGAUCAAAAGUUGCGCCUGUGUGACAUAUGUGGAGCAUUCUUGAGCGUGUAUGACAGUGACCGGCGUUUAGCAGAUCAUUUCGGAGGGAAACUCCAUAUGGGUUAUAUGCUAAUACGGGAGAAGUUGUCUGAACUGCAGAAGAGAAAAACAAAAGGCACAAGGUGGACCGAACUGAACAUGACAGAAGAUCCAAGGAAAGGAGCACAGAAUGUGAUAGAGCAUCAAGCAGGGACCGUCAUAGAGGAGAUCGAAGCAGCAGUCGUGACAGGCACAGGGAUUAUGACCGUAGAAGUAGCCAUGAUCGCUACCAUGACAGAGAAAGUAGAUAUGGCCAUGAUAAAGAAUCAGGGAGAUCUCGUAGCUAUGAUUCGAGGAGCCGCCGAAGGUCACGUUCCCCAAGGGAUAGUUCUAGGGACUAUGACCGACACGGGCGUCGUGACCGUUGAGAUGGGCACUAGAUGCAGGCAGGCUUACAUUAGAUUUUCUGAGGGUCCUGCCUAG
This is a messenger RNA of Triticum turgidum subsp. durum (durum wheat), 1287 nucleotides long. NCBI's taxonomy places the organism in Eukaryota, Viridiplantae, Streptophyta, Magnoliopsida, Poales, Poaceae. The record is from the annotation of a GenBank genome assembly.